Dovyalis caffra is the source of this 963-nucleotide messenger RNA. NCBI's taxonomy places the organism in Eukaryota, Viridiplantae, Streptophyta, Magnoliopsida, Malpighiales, Salicaceae. The record is from the annotation of a GenBank genome assembly.
AUGUCUGCUUCUUCUUCUGUACGGCCAUAUGACAAGUCAUUUGCGAACAUUUCGGGAACCUUUGGUGGUCUUUUUGUUCCAAACAUCGCAUCCUGCUGGUUUCUUUUUAAAAGAGCUAGCUCAUUAGCUAUCUGUGAGUGGGGCUUGUUGAAAGCAUCUACUCGAGUGUAUCGAGAAAGGUUCAGUAAAUAUAAAUCGCAGGAAAAACCUGUGGUGGGGAGAUUAGUAAGGCAAGGCUUCCCUCUACCUUCCAUCGGCUUAGAAGUUAAAAGGCGGGGGGCCGGAAUAUUUCGUCUAUUAAGGAGGAUUCCCCAAAUACCUAAAAUAAAGAUGAUCAUAGAAAAUGUGAAAUAUUUAAGAGUAGACAUUGAUGGUAUUCGUGAACCUGUUUCUGGAUCUUAUGGAAACAAUAUCAUUUCUGGUGCCAUUAUUCCUACUUCUGCGGCUAUAGGGUUGCACUUUUACCCAAUAUGGGAAGCGGCAUCCGUUGAUGAAUGGUUAUACAACGGCGGUCCUUAUGAGCUAAUUGUUCUACACUUCUUACUUGGUGUAGCUUGUUACAUGGGGCGUGAGUGGGAACUGAGUUUCCGUCUGGGUAUGCGUCCUUGGAUUGCUGUUGCAUAUUCAGCUCCUGUUGCGGCGGCUACUGCUGUUUUCUUGAUCUAUCCAAUCGGUCAAGGAAGUUUUUCGGAUGGGAUGCCUCUAGGAAUCUCUGGUACUUUUAACUUUAUGAUUGUAUUCCAGGCUGAGCACAACAUCCUUAUGCACCCAUUUCACAUGUUAGGCGUAGCUGGUGUAUUCGGCGGCUCCCUAUUCAGUGCUAUGCAUGGUUCUUUGGUAACCUCUAGUUUGAUCAGGGAAACCACAGAAAAUGAAUCCGCUAAUGAAGGUUACAGAUUUGGUCAAGAGGUGGACAGCUUGCUCUCCCUCAAGCCUAUUCCCCUCCUGAUCAUGAAUACAUAA